UAUUUCAAUAUCCAGCAUUUUAUAUAGUAAAAUAGCCUUAUAAUUAGGUAGAGUCCAAGUGACAAUGGUGACAACUCGCUCGCAGAACAAGACCCACGAGCCAAACUCUGGCGAAAAGCGGUCCCAUAGCGAAGCCACAACAACUACGCAAGCACAAGAGCCAGAGACAAAGCAGAAGAAAACCGAAUCUCAUAAUAGCACCGAGGCAAAUGGAAAUGAAGGCGACGAGAGUGUGUCAAAUUCCAAGAUUCGCCAGUUGAUCUCUCAGUAUGGAGAGCUACCACUUAGCCAGACGGAUUUAUCUGAUCCGGAUAAACCGACCCCAGAUACUGUCCUCGCAUUGCUACUAAAUGCAAUUCUGUCCUCGUCGAGAAUCUCUCAUGCAUUAGCUGCUAAGACUGUCGAUCUAGUGAUCAAGGUUGGAUAUCACAAGCUUGAUGUCUUGAAGAAAAGUAGUUGGGAGGAAAGAACUGAGGUCCUGACUGAAGGCGGUUAUACACACUAUAGAGAAAAGACAGCAACUAUGAUGGGAGACCUUGCUCAACUCGUCGAAGAUAAGUACGAGGGCGAUCUGAACACGAUCCUCAAACUCACUUCCGAGGACCCGACAAAGAUCAGGGCAGAACUCAAGAACAUCAAGGGUUUAGGCGAUGUCGGUAUCAAUAUAUUCUUUGAUACAGCACAGCAUAUCUGGACCUGCCUGGCGCCUUUUAUAGACCCACGAAGCUUGAAGACGGCGAAGGCGAUUGGAAUUGGGGAUGACGUGCACACCUUGUGGACAAAAGUGUCCGAGGACCCGGAACAAAUGUGCAGACUCGCUGUCGCAUUGACAAAGCUGAGGUUGGAUGGGAAAGAGAAAGAGUUUAAAGAUUAAAGUGACUUGGACAUGCAUUCAACUCUAUCUGAAGUUAGUUUAGUGUCUAAUGGUUGUUGGGAAUAGGAGUAUAUUAUAUCCGUACCUUAAAAUGUUAUUGUAUAGGUGUAACGAAUAAGGGUUGAAGAAACACUAA
This is a messenger RNA of Daldinia loculata, 1010 nucleotides long. RefSeq lists its product as uncharacterized. The record is from RefSeq and is a predicted model, not a curated record. Bases 65 to 874 code for a protein of 269 amino acids. NCBI's taxonomy places the organism in Eukaryota, Fungi, Ascomycota, Sordariomycetes, Xylariales, Hypoxylaceae. The transcript has 3 exons.